AUGCACCCAUCGGCUGUACCAAGGCGCUUCUCCAUUACGCCCGAGUCGUCGGGCGCGUGGGUCGCGCUGCACCCUGACUACAACGAUAUUGAGACGGGCGUGAGCGACUACCAGCUCAAGACCAACUGGGCCGACUCGCUCCUGCUCCAGCUGCCGGCCUCGCUGCGGUGGGCAUUGACACAGCGAUACCAACUCCGCAUCUCGUGGCCAGCCAACCUCCCUGCCGAGUUCCGCAUCGACGUGUUUCCACCGGAUAUGCUGCAGGGCGGCACACAGGUGCCGGCCGACGCACGGCCGUGCGAACUGCUCCUCGCGCGCAUUACCGCGCACGCAACAGGCGUGCCACUCGCGACGCGGCCCAAGUACAGGGGGCAGCCGGGUCUCUUGGGCCUUGCGGAGCAUGUUUUGGGGUGGGCGGGACCGGCCGAGACAGAGCCCGCCCCUAUCCCAUUCGACCUCAUAUUCGAGCGCGUAUACCUCGGAGGCAUCCCAUCCUCUACCCUGCCGCUCGCCGCCUACGUGCUGCUAACACUGGGGGCCUCGCUCUUUUUUUACCGAGUUUUCCAAAAUUUACUGGCACGGACAGAGGAGCAUGAAAAGGACGAGUAG
Malassezia japonica is the source of this 609-nucleotide messenger RNA. RefSeq lists its product as uncharacterized. The record is from RefSeq and is a predicted model, not a curated record. Bases 1 to 609 code for a protein of 202 amino acids. The transcript has 2 exons. Lineage: Eukaryota; Fungi; Basidiomycota; Malasseziomycetes; Malasseziales; Malasseziaceae.